UCAAUGUAUUGGGAAGUAUUGUGGAAAAAACAUCAAAUACAAUAAGCAUAUUCAAGAGAAAACACUUUCAACUAAUCAAUGAGCUGCAAUAAAAAAGCAGUUUUUGAUAUUUCUUUUGCAAAACGACUGUUCGAAGUCAAAAAAAGACAUUGUAAAAAUAAAAAUACGUCGACAGAUAUGCAGAUGUGAUGGAAAUCCGAUAGUAAUUAGUGUUUUCUGGUGUUUCUCAGAAUCACUGAAUAGACGAGUGGGCUAGCGUAGAAGUAUUUACUGGAAGAGGAAGGUGGCGGAGCACCAGCAACACCAGCUGAAAACAGCUUAACUAAUCAACAUUAAUUGCUAUUUGAAAAAGAAGUGAGCAGUCGAGCCCUGGUUGUGAUAGUGGUUUUGAGGGAUCGUAAUUUAUCGAGAACACUGCCAUUCAGCUACUAGUGAAAGAAAAUGUCGAAUAAAAUCAACAACCCGAAAAGGCGAGAGGUCAACGGUUCGUCAUCUUCAAAUUCUUCUAUUUCAUCGGUGGGAGCGGCAGACAAUGGAAUUUCGGCAGAUCUUGCUUCUUUAUUCGAGUGUCCCGUGUGUUUUGAUUACGUUCUACCACCGAUAUUACAAUGCCAGAGUGGCCAUUUAGUGUGCACCAGCUGCCGUUCGAAGUUAACCUGCUGUCCUACAUGCCGUGGCUCUUUGGGAAACAUACGCAACCUCGCGAUGGAGAAGGUUGCCUCAAAUGUAAAAUUUCCUUGCAAACAUUCGAAUCACGGCUGUACCGUGUCACUGGUUUACACCGAGAAAGCAGAACAUGAAGAAGCCUGCGAGUUCCGACCGUAUCUUUGUCCUUGUCCGGGUGCAUCCUGCAAAUGGCAAGGAUCACUUGACUACGUGAUGCCUCACCUUAUGAUGUCCCACAAAAGCAUUACCACACUUCAAGGUGAAGACAUCGUUUUCCUGGCCACAGACAUCAACCUUCCAGGGGCCGUGGAUUGGGUCAUGAUGCAGUCCUGUUUCGGGCACCACUUUAUGUUGGUGCUCGAAAAACAGGAAAAGUACGAUGGUCAUCAGCAGUUCUACGCUAUUGUUCAGCUUAUUGGAUCUCGAAAGGAAGCAGAAAAUUUUGCAUACCGACUUGAACUCAACGGAAAUCGCCGUCGACUGACCUGGGAAGCGAUGCCGCGGUCUAUACACGAAGGGGUAGCCAGCGCGAUCCUUAACUCGGAUUGCCUCGUUUUUGAUACCUCAAUUGCACAGUUGUUCGCCGACAAUGGGAACCUCGGAAUUAAUGUGACAAUUUCCGUUGUUUAAGGGAUUUUUUUUCGUUGACGUUCAUUACUUUUAAAAUACAUUAAAUUAAUUUAUCGUCAUGUACACACAUACAUUACCUUUAUAGAGAAGCCCAUUGAACAAAAAUGGACAGAAUUGAAUUAAUGUAAAACAUUCAAUAUUACAAACUGCUAAAAUAAACGAAAUUUGUGAAAUGGUAGUGAAUUACAUUUGCAAAAUAAACAAUCAACAAGAAUUAGUGAAGUUAUCCAACAGAAUAGCUGAUUGUGCGCGCCUCUGUCAGGGUUGAGCAGGAAUAACGAUGUUUUCGUCUCAAAUUUAGCUGGUAGUAUCAGGAUGUAAACUUUUCAGUCAAUAAACACAUUUUAUUGAGAAA
This is a messenger RNA of Toxorhynchites rutilus septentrionalis, 1651 nucleotides long. It is a transcript of the gene sina, whose product is annotated as E3 ubiquitin-protein ligase sina. The record is from RefSeq and is a predicted model, not a curated record. The transcript has a single exon. The coding region runs from base 442 to 1296 and encodes 284 amino acids. Gene Ontology annotation, molecular function: zinc ion binding; ubiquitin conjugating enzyme binding; ubiquitin protein ligase activity. NCBI's taxonomy places the organism in Eukaryota, Metazoa, Arthropoda, Insecta, Diptera, Culicidae. Gene Ontology annotation, biological process: proteasome-mediated ubiquitin-dependent protein catabolic process; multicellular organism development. Gene Ontology annotation, cellular component: cytoplasm.